GGUGCCAUGCUACUUAUUAUUGGAAUAUCUUAAAAUGGUCUCAUAUAAAGAACAAAACUAAGCAUCAUCUCACAAGUGUCUCAUAUUCUCAUUUCUGUUUGUCACGCAACUAUAAAACCAACUUAGGCAGCUCAAAGUAGAUCCAUCCCACCACCUCAAAACUAGAGAAAGAUAUAUCCAUGGAGGCACAAUUGAUCGCUCUUAUUACGACGACCUCCUUCGUGGGUGUCGCCAUAAUAUUGCUCAUUCGUCUUUACAACGCGCUAGUAAAAGAACCAGAACGACUCCGAGGACUAUUGAGGAAACAAGGGAUUAGUGGACCUCCGCCCACGUUUUUACUUGGGAACAUACUUGAAAUCAAGAAGGCUCGGUCAAAUGCUUCUGCCAAACCUCGUGACUCCGUCGUUUCUGGCCACAAUUGUGCCACCACUCUUCUUCCUUUCUUCGAGAAUUGGAGGAAACAAUAUGGUAAUAUGUUCAUGUUUUCCCUUGGCAACACACAAAUAUUAUACAUAAACCAACCUGAGGUUGUGAAGGAUAUAACCACUUGCAUAUCCUUGGAUCUUGGCAAACCUUCUUACCAACAAAGAGAACGCGGUUCGUUGCUCGGUAGAGGGAUUCUCACCUCGAAUGGCGCCGUAUGGGCUCAUCAAAGAAAGAUCCUCGGACCCGAGUUAGCAGUUGACAAGGUUAAGGGAAUGAUUGACUUGAUCGCCAAGUCAUCGAUUGCAAUGGUGGAUAAGUGGAUGGACUUAGUUGAUGGAGGGGUGGCGGAUAUAAACAUAGACGAACAUAUGAGGAAUUUCUCGGGGGAUGUGAUUUCAAGGGCGUGUUUCGGUAGCAAUUAUGUUCAAGGUGAAGAAAUUUUCUUGAAGCUUAGAGCUUUACAAGAGAUAGCUUCUAAGAAGACCUUCUCAACUGGGAUUCCCGGCAUGAGACACUUGCCUACAAAAAGCAACAGGGAGACAUGGACAUUAGAAAGAGAGGUAAAAGAACUGGUGCUUAAAGUAGUGAAAGAAAGAAAAAAAGUUGGCCAUGAAAAUGACCUUCUUCAAAUGGUUCUUGAAGGUGCCCGUAACACUCACCUGAGCCAGGAAGCUACCGAUCAAUUCAUCGUCGAUAACUGCAAAAACAUAUACCUUGCAGGCUACGAAACCACCGCAGUCGCCGCCUCUUGGUGUUUCAUGCUUUUGGCAUCCAAUCCAGAUUGGCAAGACCGCAUUCGCAAAGAAGUUCUUCAACUUGUCCCUACCGGUGAGACUCCCGAUUCCAAUAUGCUCCGAAAGAUGAAACAGGUAUCUAUGGUGAUAAAUGAAACAUUGCGUUUGUAUCCACCUGUGCCUGUGAUAUCAAGGGAGGCUCUUAAAGAUAUGAAAUUUGGAAACUUAAAUGUUCCAAAAGGUGUUAACGUUUGGACCAUAACCUUAACAACUCACACAGAUCCUACAAUAUGGGGACCAAAUUCAUAUGAGUUUAAUCCAGAAAGAUUCUCAAAUGGGAUCAUGGGAGCUUGCAAAUUGCCUUACAUGUACAUGCCAUUUGGGGUCGGUCCAAGAGUCUGCCUUGGCCAAAACCUAGCCAUGACUGAGCUUAAAAUUCUGAUUGCAACUAUUGUCUCUAAAUUUUCCUUUACUUUAUCUCCUACUUAUGUUCAUUCACCUUCGGUCAGCUUGGUUGUGGAGCCUAAACAUGGAGUUAGUCUCAUGGUGAAGAAACUCUAGUCCUCCUCCUCUUCUUUAUGUUUAUGUCUAUUUGCUAUUUUGUACUUACCAAAUGCUUGGUGUUUGUUUGUUAUAUAUAGUUUAUUUGACUUGUUU
Impatiens glandulifera is the source of this 1817-nucleotide messenger RNA. RefSeq names its product cytochrome P450 714C2-like. Gene Ontology annotation, molecular function: oxidoreductase activity, acting on paired donors, with incorporation or reduction of molecular oxygen; iron ion binding; monooxygenase activity. Bases 180 to 1721 code for a protein of 513 amino acids. The transcript is spliced from 4 exons. NCBI's taxonomy places the organism in Eukaryota, Viridiplantae, Streptophyta, Magnoliopsida, Ericales, Balsaminaceae. The record is from RefSeq and is a predicted model, not a curated record.